AUGGAGCUUUUCGGGACCUUCGUCCCGAACAGCGUCCGCCUGUGCCGUGCUCGGCCCGGCAGCGCGGGCAACAUCAAGACCUUGGGCAACACCUACCAGUUCACGGUGGACGUCAGUGACUUCGCCCCUGAGGACAUCAUCGUCACCACCUCCAACAACCAGAUUGAGGUGCACGCCGAGAAGCUGGCCGGCGACGGCACCGUCAUGAACACCUUCACCCACAAAUGCCAGCUGCCCGAUGACGUGGACCCCACGUCCGUGUCCUCCUCGCUGGCAGACGACGGCACGCUGACCAUCCGGGCCCGUCGGCAGCCCGCCCAACACACCCCGACUCGGCGCCCCGCCAAACACACCGAGCACGUCCAGCAGACCUUCCGGACUGAGAUCAAAAUCUGAGCGGCUGGCGUGCGCGGGGGGGGAUUUUGGGGAGGGAAACGGGCCGGAUCACACCAGAAAGGCUUAAUUCCCCCGAGCCGCCCUGGCCUGGCAUCGCUCUAGAUGUAGACGCAGGAGCACAGCCGUCCCUUGUAGAUGAUGUUUGGGUAGCGUUUGGGCUAACACGGGUAUUUAUUUAGCUGCGUGAGCUCAGGGGAGGAGGUCCCAGGACAGGAUCGCGCCUCCGCUCCUGGCAGAACCAGCCAGCAUCCUAGGCAGGCCGCUCCAGGAGGCACAGCAGCAUCCCCUCUCCGACACCUGCAGCUCCCUUCGAGGCACGAACCUCCUCCUUGGGGCAAAACCCGCGGGAAGCGGUGCAUAUCCACUCGGACGCGACGCCCGUUCAUGGGCAGACAUCCUUGGCCGUGGAGAGAAGAGCCCCAGACGCAUCCUGCUCUGCGCUAAGCACCGUAGGCUGGAGGGGAGCCCUGGCUCGGGAUGCCCCGAUUUUUGGGCUCGCGACAGUAGCCAGAGCCUUUGCCAGAGCUUGGGAAGAUCUUAGAGGUGGGAGAGCCUGUGAGAUUUGCAGCCGCGGUCAUGCAAGGAGGGUGCGGGAGCAGUUCAGCCCUGGAUAUGGGCUGCAGGGAGCCAGGCUGGGGCGCGAAACCUUCCCCGAGCCUCUGCCAGAGCGUGUCUCCGUAUAUACAGCUUGU
Messenger RNA from Struthio camelus australis, 1088 nucleotides. NCBI's taxonomy places the organism in Eukaryota, Metazoa, Chordata, Aves, Struthioniformes, Struthionidae. The record is from RefSeq and is a predicted model, not a curated record.